CGCGCUCCGGGGGCACCCGGGCCGGGAGACCGGAGCGCAUGCGUUGCCGCUGACCGCCGGGGAGCCGCGUGUCGGCGGGUCCCGGCCAUGCUGAAGCUGGACAGCUACUGCGGAGCUGAGGGGCCGCCCAGCCCGCACUGGACUAGGGGCGGGCUAAGCCCCUGCUUCUUCUUUACCGCGGCGCCCGCGGCACUCCUGGGACUUGGGGCCCUAGCCCUGGGGCUGCGGCUCUGCGCGCCGAGGGCCGGGGCCCAGCCGACUCCGGGCCCGACCCCAGCCGCGCGGGGCUUCCUGCCUGGGCUUCAGCUGUUGCUGGGUGGACUGCAGCCUCUGCUACCCCUGGCGGCUCUAACUGCCCGGGCCGCGACCGCCGCCAGCGCCUCUCUCCCUGGCUAUGUGCUGCUCGGAGGUCUACUUGGGGCUGGAGCCGGGGCCUGUGCGCUGGCGCUGCAGCUGCUGGACCGGCGGCGGUCCGUGGCCCGGGCUGGACACAGUGCCGGCCUUCUGCUCCUAUGGGCCGUGGCGUUGGCUGUCGAGAAUCUGGCCUUGGUGUCCUGGAACAGCCCGCUGUGGUGGUGGUCCCGGCAAAGCCUGGAGCAGCAGGUGCAGUUCGGUCUGUGGGCACUUCGAUACCUGGUCUUUGCCGGGCUCCUGCUCUUGGGGCUCUGGGCCCCUGGGCUUCGGCGACAGCCCUAUAGCUUACAGGUCAAUGGAGAUGACCGCGAUGUGGAGAGCAGCCAGCCUUUGCCACCUACAGCCUCUUCUAGUCGCCCUUCGACAUGGAGGGAUCUUGGUCGGAAGUUACAACUAUUGAGUGGCUACCUGUGGCCCAAAGGGAGUCCAGCUCUGCAACUGGUUGUGCUUGUUUGUCUGGCACUCAUGGGCCUGGAACGUGGACUUAACGUGCUAGUCCCAAUCUGUUACAGGGACAUUGUGAAUGAGUUGACUGCAAGAGCCCCUUGGAGGUCUCUGGCCUGGACUGUCUGCACUUAUGUCCUGCUCAAAUUCUUACAAGGGGGAGGCACCGGCAGUACUGGAUUUGUGAGCAAUCUCCGGACGUUCUUAUGGAUCCGGGUUCAACAGUUCACAGCACGUCAAGUAGAGUUGCGUCUCUUCACCCAUUUGCAUGGGCUGGCCCUACGUUGGCACCUGGGACGACGGACAGGAGAAGUGCUCCGAAUUGUUGACCGAGGCACAGCUAGUGUCACUGGGCUGCUCAGCUACCUCAUCUUUAAUAUCUUGCCAACCCUGGCUGACAUCAUCAUUGGUAUCAUCUACUUCAGCAUGUUCUUCAAUGCUUGGUUUGGCCUCAUUGUCUUCAUCUGCAUGACACUCUACCUCACCUUGACGAUUUUAGUUACUGAGUGGAGAACCAAGUUUCGCCGAGAUAUGAACACACAGGAGAAUGCAACCCGAGCUCGAGCAGUGGACUCUCUGCUCAACUUCGAGACGGUGAAAUAUUAUAAUGCAGAAAGCUAUGAGAUAGAGCGAUACAGAGAAGCCAUCAUCAAGUACCAGAGUCUGGAAUGGAAGUCAAGUGCAUCACUGGUUUUGCUAAACCAGACCCAGAAUCUAGUUAUUGGUCUUGGACUCCUAGCCGGCUCUCUCCUUUGUGCCUACUUUGUUAGUGAGCAACAGCUCCAGGUCGGGGACUUCGUGCUCUUUGGCACCUAUAUCAUACAGCUCUACAUGCCUCUCAACUGGUUUGGCACCUAUUACAGGAUGAUUCAGACCAAUUUUAUUGACAUGGAGAACAUGUUUGACUUGCUAAAGGAAGAGGCUGAAGUGAAAGAUAUCCCAGGGGCUGGACCCUUACAAUUUAAGAAAGGAUUCAUUGAGUUUGAAAACGUGCAUUUCAGCUACACAGACGGGCGGGAGACCUUGCAGGAUAUCUCCUUUGCUGUGAUGCCUGGACAGACACUGGCCUUAGUGGGGCCCUCUGGGGCAGGGAAAAGCACUGUCCUGCGCCUGCUCUUCCGCUUCUACAACCUCAGCUCGGGGUGUAUCCGCAUAGAUGGCCAGGACAUCUCACAGGUGACCCAGUCUUCCCUCCGUUCCCACAUUGGAGUCGUGCCCCAGGAUACAGUCCUUUUCAACGACACCAUUGCUAACAACAUUCGAUAUGGUCGAGUCAUGGCUUCAGACUCCGAGGUGGAAACCGCUGCACGGGCUGCUGGGAUCCACGAGGCCAUCCUAGGCUUCCCUGAAGGCUAUGAGACCCAGGUGGGUGAACGAGGGCUGAAGCUGAGUGGAGGAGAGAAGCAGCGUGUGGCCAUUGCCCGAACCAUCCUCAAGGCUCCUGACAUCAUUCUUCUGGAUGAGGCAACCUCAGCACUGGACACUUCAACGGAGAGGGCCAUCCAGGCUUCCCUGGCCAAAGUCUGUGCCCUCCGUACUACCAUUGUGGUGGCUCAUAGGUUAUCUACCGUGGUCAAUGCUGACCAGAUUCUUGUGCUCAAAGAUGGUUGCAUUGUAGAAAGAGGAAGGCAUGAGGCACUGCUGGCCCGGGGAGGGGUAUAUGCUGACAUGUGGCACCUGCAGCAAAAAGGACAGGAUGAAGAGGUCUCUGAAGGCACAAGAAGCCAGACACCAAAAGGGGACCCUGAGCCCCCAGGUCCAUGACAGAGGUUGGGGGAAGUGUCCUUUUCAGUGCAGUCUCCUAUGAGCCAAACAACCAUGUGAUCUACUCAUCCUACUUUACUUGAGGUACAGUUGUAAGGAAGGUAACCUCAGAAAUGGGACCUCAGAAAUAAAAUAUGGUGUGAAACCUGAGCUCCAUUCAGUAUUUA
This is a messenger RNA of Gracilinanus agilis (Agile Gracile Mouse Opossum), 2789 nucleotides long. RefSeq names its product ATP binding cassette subfamily B member 6 (Langereis blood group) (gene ABCB6). Gene Ontology annotation, molecular function: ATP hydrolysis activity; ABC-type heme transporter activity; heme binding. Bases 88 to 2622 code for a protein of 844 amino acids. Lineage: Eukaryota; Metazoa; Chordata; Mammalia; Didelphimorphia; Didelphidae. Gene Ontology annotation, cellular component: membrane. The transcript has 19 exons. The record is from RefSeq and is a predicted model, not a curated record. Gene Ontology annotation, biological process: heme transport; transmembrane transport.